Durio zibethinus is the source of this 5012-nucleotide messenger RNA. NCBI's taxonomy places the organism in Eukaryota, Viridiplantae, Streptophyta, Magnoliopsida, Malvales, Malvaceae. The record is from RefSeq and is a predicted model, not a curated record.
AUUGAAUUUAAGGAGCCCACCUGGGUUAGUCAAAAAUUCGCCUCCAAUUAUCAUCAACUACUAAAAACAGGUCCCUUUCGUCUUCUUUUCUACAAACAAACGCGUCAACUUGCUUCAGUUUACUCGGUAUCUUAUCUUCCCGUCAUUUUUCCACAUUAAGAAUCCCACACGCUUUUGUGGCAUAGCUACUUUCCUACUUUUCAAAACAAGGAAAUGGCUUUUGGUUCUGUUUGUAAGUUUAAUUUCUCCUCUGAUCGGUGGCAUGAGGAGGGGCAACUGAAGUAAGUAACUCCAUAUAUACAAACUUACCUAAAGUCGUGAAUGGCGAAGAGGAAAAAAGAAGAAGAAGAAGAAGAAGAAGGAGACCGCAAGUAAUUAGUUUUCUGCAGCUGCAGCGGUGACUUUUUCAAAUUACUUUAGCAGACAAUUUUUUUUUUCAAGCUUCAAAUUGUCAGGAAUGGCUGAUGAGUUUGCUAUUUCCGCUGCUUCGAACGUUGCGGGAAACCUGAUAUCGGAAUACCUGCUGAAGCCUGCAACACGUAAACUUCGUUACAUGUUUUGUUUUAAUAACAUUGUAAAAGAUCUUAAGAAGAAAAGACAGGAACUUACAUCAGCUCAAGAUCGGCUGCAAUAUGACGUCGAGGAGACCAGAAAGCAAAUUCAAGAAAUCCAAGAGGACGUGUUGGAUUGGCUAAAUGCUGCCGAUGAAGUCCAGAAAGAUGUGCAGAGUCUGGAAAAUGAAAUACGGGAAACUCAAAGGUGUUUCAGUUGGUGUCCGAAUUGGAGUUACCGAUACAAGUUAAGUAAGAAAGUAGCAAAGAAGACGCUAGUGGUUACUGAACUUGUACAAACUAGCAAAUUUGAACGAUUGGGCCGCCGUGCUACUCUUCCAAGCAUAGAGUUCUUUUCUUCUAAGGAUUUUAUGCCUUCUAAAUCUUCAAAUUCAGUUUUGAAACAGAUUAGAAAGGCGCUGGAUGAUGAUGAUGUGAACAUGAUUGGUGUGUGUGGGAUGGGAGGAGUGGGCAAGACAACUUUGGUGAAAAUAGUGGGAAUCAAAGCUAAAGAAUUGAACCUAUUUGAUCAAGUUGUAUUUGUCACUGUGUCCCAGAACCCAAACCUGGACAAAAUUCAAGAUGGAAUUGCGGACACUUUGGGUUUAGAAUUUGAUAAGAGGAGCGAACAAGGAAAGGCAAGGCAGUUGUGGUUGAGGUUGAUAAUGGAAAAGAGGGUUCUCAUUAUUCUUGACGAUGUUUGGAAAGAGCUCAACUUGAUGGCUGUAGGAAUUCCUUUUGGUGAAUAUCACAAGGGUUGCAAAAUUCUUGUCACAACACGUCGUCAACAAGUAUGUUCUUCUAUGAGAUGUCAAACAAAGGUUCAACUUGACGUGUUAGCUGAAGAUGAAUCAUGGGAUUUGUUCAAGCGGAAUGCAUUUCUGGAUGAUACGUGUGGCACUUUGAAUGACGUCGCCAGGGAGGUUGCUAGAGAAUGCAAGGGUUUGCCUCUUGCAAUUGUUACCAUGGCAAGGGCUCUAAGAGAAAAAAGUCUAGAUGAGUGGAUAGUCACAAAUCAACGACUCAAAAACUGCCGCCACUUGGACAAUCAAGAAGUUUGUGAAGAUAUCUACUCAUGUCUCAAGCUUAGCUAUGAUUAUUUAAAGGGUGAAAAACUCAAGUCAUGUUUCUUGUCAUGCUCCCUUUUUCCCGAGGACUAUGAAAUUAGCAUCGAGGAGUUGACUAGAUAUGAACUUGGGCGGGGAUUGUUCUAUGAGGUCAACUUGAUUGAAGAUGCAAGGAGGGAAAUUCGUGUACUGGUAAAAAGCUUACAAAACUCUGGUUUAUUAUUGGACAGUGGCAAAGAACAAUUUGUGAAAAUGCAUGAUGUGGUUCGGGAUUUUGCUCAUUGGAUAACCUCAUCAGGAGAUAACACAUUCCUGAUAAAAUCUGGCAUUGGGAUAGAGGAGUGGCCAAGGAGUGAAAAUUUUGGAUGUUACACGACAAUCUCUUUGAUGGACAACAAGAUACAUAACCUUCCCAACAAAUUGGAGUGCCCGAAGCUCGAAACUUUGUUAUUCAGUGGAGAUGGCUCAACAAGAGUUUCAACAACAUUUUUUGAAGGGAUGAGCAACCUCAAAGUACUGACUAUCGAACGCGUCUUUUGGUUAGAAGGACUUCAAUUCUUGACAAACCUCCGAACUCUACGUUUAGAGAAGUGCAAACUCAGCAACGUUUCAUCAUUGGGAGAACUGAAAAAACUGGAGAUUCUUGAUUUUCAUGGUUCUGGAAUCAUUAGUCUCCCAAAUGAAUUAGGAGACUUGCCAACUCUACGAUUGCUGGAUCUGUCAGAUUGCCAAAGGCUGCGAAGGAUUCCCUCUAACUUGCUACCAAAGUUAUCUCUACUAGAAGAGUUAUACUUCAGCGGAUUUAGCGUUCAACAAUGGGCAAGUGAAGGAACAAGCUUAGAAGCAAGCAACGCUAGCUUAUCAGAGCUGAAUUCAUUGUCCCGUUUGACUGCACUUUCACUAAACGUUUGUUCUAAGUAUUUUCCAAGGGGGUUUGUGUUCUCCAAAUUAGAAAGAUAUGGGAUAUUCAUAAAUAGAUGGUACUACGGCAGCUAUCCAACCUCAAGAACCUUGCACAUCAAAGGAUGCCCAUUGGAGGCAUUUAAGGAGUUGUUCUCUAACGUGGAAGAUCUUACUUUAGAUGGGAUCAUGGGUUACAAGAAUCUUAAUGUUCCAAUCUCAUAUCAAGGCAGGGGACUCAACAAGUUGACUUCUCUUGAACUUCAAGAUUGCAAGGACAUUGAAUGCCUGAUCGAUACAACACAAGACCAAGUGCUGGGGAAUGUUGCUUUCUCUAACUUGGUGAAAUUAACCAUAAUGGAAAUGGUUUGUUUGAAAGAACUAUGCAAUGGUCAGCCUCCAAAGAGUUUUCUACAGAAAUUAGAAGAGAUGACAGUGAGGAAAUGCAAGCACAUGAUCUCUAUAGUCCCAGCGCUUCAAAAUCUGAAAGAAGUAAGGGUUAAAGAAUGUGAUAAGUUGCAGGUGGUUUUUCAAAUAGAUGGGCAUAUGUUUAUAAAGGAAGGUCGAAAUUCGAUGCAACUUCUCUCAAACUUGACAUAUUUGGACUUAGAGUUCUUACCUGAAUUGAGAAGCAUAUGGAAAGGGUCAAUCCGUCAUGUAAGUUUCCAAAGUCUAAAGAUGGUGAGAAUCCAGGACUGCAAUAAGUUGACGUUUCUCUUAUCACAUUCCCUGGCUGAAAGCUUGGUUCAUUUAGAAAAGCUUGAGAUAAGUCACUGUUCGAGACUGGAGCAGAUUAUUAUCAAUGACAUAGCACUACCAGAUCAAGGUGAACCAUUAUUGUAGAGCACCUGUCCCAGUCUUUUCUGCUUCCCAAAAUUAACGACUCUUGGAAUAACUGAUUGCUCCAGAUUGCAAUAUAUAUUUCCAAUGUCAACGGCUCAAGGUCGUCCAAGUGAUGGGACUGAGAUCGUGCUCCCUCGGUUGCAGUCUUUAGUGCUUGAAAAUUUAAUGAACUUGACAAGUUUUUAUGCAGAAAACUGCUUUGUAACACUGCCAUGUUUGGAAAAGUUGGAAGUGCGCAAAUGUCCCCUUCUGACAUAUUUUACGGUUCGGCUGGAAGUCACUAUGCAAUCUCAACUAAAGAGAUUAUGCCUUUCUAAGGUGGGAAAAAGCAAUCAAUUGUGCAACAUAGUUGGCUCCCAUAGGAGACAAAAGUCACGAAAUUUGGAAUACUUGGUCGUUGGGGAUUGUGAAGAAAUAUUCCAUCUUCAAGGUGGAUACUUCCUCUCAUAUUUGGAGGCAUUGCGGUUGGAGGCUGUUUCUAAUUUGCAGGUUAUAUGGAAAGGUCCCACUAAUGUUGCAAACCUACAAAAUCUUGUUUGCUUGGUAUUGAUUGACUGUCCAAAGCUAAGAUAUGUCUUCCCACCUGUACUUGCCCAAAAUUUGAAGCAAUUGAGUUACCUAGACAUACAGGAAUGUGGGGAAUUGGAACAAAUCAUUGCCAAGGAUCAAAUUUCAUCAUCAUCAUUAUCAUCACAUUCUCAGGGUCAUCAACCUCUAUGCUUCCCCAAUCUGACCGAAGUUUGCAUCAAAAAAUGCAAAAAGUUAAAAAGUCUCUUUCCCGUUAGUGUUGCUUGUCAUCUUCCGAAACUAGAUUGUAUCAUGGUUGAGGAAGUCCUUGAAUUAAAACAAGUAUUCGGACAUGAAGAUGAAGCAGACAUAAAAGAUGAGAAGAUAAUGCUCCUUCAACUAAGGGAAUUACUCCUUACAAAGCUACCAAAUCUCAUGAGUUUCAGCCCCAUGUGUCACCAUUUUAAAUUCCCACUUUUGGGGUUCUUGACAGUAACAGAUUGCCCCAAGAUGAUUACAACUUUCACUGUGGAUUCUGAACUAACAGUGCAUGCAAAAGCAGAGGAAUCUAAUGCUACAAGGGUUACCAGCACUGAUAUUGAUUGGCAUCGUCAUAAUAGUCCUAAUGCACUACCUCGAUACAUUGAAGAACCAUAGGAUCAUUUCACACAAUGAAAUUGCAUCCAUGUUGCCAAUGCUUGAAGCAGUUGCUAAUCCUUCUCUUUGUAUCUACAGGUAGUUUCUGUUACAGAUGCUUUUGUAAAAUUUCUUGAUUUGCUUUUGCUUUUUUUUAAAUGUUUUAAUUAUUUGUUCAUACAAAGAUUUUCUAAGGAAAUUUGGAAGGACUCCUAAAACUGCUGAUCAUACUGUUGCUCUCGUUAAGGAAGCCAUUCAACUCAGACUUUGCAGCACCCAGUUUGCCACUUCGAUCUGCAAAAUCAAAUGCUUAGCCGGCAUUAGUGUCUGCAACAUUCUGUAUCAGUUUAAUGUUCUGUGAUCUGUAAUCUUUUGUCUUUUGAUUGUUCCUUUGUUCUGCUGCUUAUCUUCUAGCAGCCUGUUUUAUUGUGUAUUAGGAAUCCUGCUUUCUUUAGAUGAACAGAUAGCAUUUAUCCAAAAAAAAAGAAACAAAAGAUUUUCUAAGGAA